CUCUCCACAGCACAACCACAUCCACCGAAAAUUCACGAAGGAUGGUGGGCUUACAAGGAAGUGGUGCAGGGCAGCUUCGUACCAGUGCCGUCGUUCUGGGGCCUGGUCAACUCCGCCUGGAACAUGUGUUCGGUCGGGAAGCGGCAGUCGCCGGUCAACAUCGAGACCAGCCACAUGAUCUUUGACCCCUUCCUCAAGCCCAUAAAGCUGAACACUGGCGGACGCAAGGUCGGAGGGACGAUGUACAACACAGGUCGACACGUGUCUCUGCGUCUGGACAAGGAGCAUCUGGUGAACAUCUCUGGAGGACCCAUGACGUACAGCCACCGCCUGGAGGAGAUCCGGCUACACUUUGGCAGCGAGGACGGUCAAGGCUCCGAACACCUGCUCAACGGACAAGCCUUCUCUGGAGAGGUUCAGCUGAUCCACUACAAUCAUGAGCUGUACACAAAUUACACAGAAGCUGCCAGAAGCCCCAACGGACUCGUCAUAGUGUCCAUAUUCAUGAAGAUCGCCGAGACGUCAAACACAUUCCUGAAUCGAAUGUUGAACAGAGACACCAUCACGAGAAUAACGUAUAAAAAUGAUGCGUAUCUACUGACCGGCCUCAACAUAGAAGAGAUUUACCCAGACACGAGUAGUUUUAUAACGUAUGACGGAUCAAUGACCAUCCCUCCGUGCUUCGAGACGGCCACGUGGAUCCUGAUGAACAAGCCGGUUUACCUCACACGCAUGCAGAUGCACUCGCUGCGCCUGCUGAGUCAGAACCAGCCGUCUCAGAUCUUCCUCAGCAUGAGUGACAACGUCCGCCCGGUGCAGCCGCUGAACAACCGCUGCAUCCGCACCAACAUCAACUUCAGCGUGCAGGGAAAGGACUGUCCCAACAACAGGGUGCAGAAGCUCCAGUACCGAGUGAACGAGUGGUUGCUUAAGUAGCCUGAGCAUGGAAGAUGGAGAUGGAGAGAGGAAAGGAUGGAGGGAAGGAAGUAAGGAAGGAUGUGAACGCUGGUUUUGAAGGCUGCAUCUCAUCAGAAAAAAACAAAAAAUGUUCCAUGGCAUUGUACAAAGACGAACAACCGCACCAGACAUUCACCUGGAUUUUUCGGGAGCGAAAACGGACUCGGAUUCUUUUCAUACAUGUUUGAAACCCUCGAUCUGACACAUGCUAACAAGCCCCGCCCCUCCCCUGCCCCGCCCCCUACACUGUACAACUAUAAUAUCUGUUUUGAUACCGAUAAAUAACACUUUUUUUGGGAGAAAAACAUUCAAAAAAACAAAAAAGAGACUUAAAAACAAAAAAGUGAAUAAAAACUCUUAAAAGCAUUUAUGUGACUUUUUCCUCCCGAUAGCAGGACGACGUCGGGACUUUAAAGCCUUUGUACAUACAAAAUGUUGCGAUCAAAAAAGAAGAAGAAACACCAGGACUAAGUCACUGCCCCGCCCCCAAUCCCCCAUGACCACACCCACCCCACCCGCCCACUCUGCCGGUCAAGACUCAGUGGUCCGACCUCGAUUCACGUGGAUGUUUCAUUCCAGUCACAAACAAACAAACAAAGGCAUGCAAACAAACAACGAGAGAAGAAGAAGAACGAAGGGAAAACUCCGCCUUAUACCGAGAAAAAAAAAACACUAGAGUCACGCCCCGCGGUGUCUCGGCCAUCGUUUGUACAUAUUAUAAUUAUCAAUAAUGCAGAACAAUGAAUAUGUAAAGAAAAAGUCAUGAAUUAUCACUGGAAAAAGAUAUAUUAUUAUUAUUAUUAUUAUUAUUAUUAAGAGGAGUUUUAGAAACGCUUGGCGCACUUUUUUGAAUUCUGGAAAUGCGGCUCUCGGUCGACGGAGCCGAUGCCUUUUUAUUUUAUUUGUGUUUAUUUUUUGUUACGUUUUAUUGUUUACAAAAUGGUCAUUCACUGUGUUUGAGUAAACGUUAUCAGCCCCAAAUAAAUGUGUCGGAAAAAUAAAAAACAAACUAACACACACAGCUGUUAUUUGGGGAGAGGGAAAACUGCUUCACGGCGAUGACGAGCUGACGUUUGUUGUACCUGUACCUGUUUUGUACUGUUCCAUAUUAAAUGUGUUUGAAAUGUCAA
This is a messenger RNA of Solea senegalensis (Senegalese sole), 2087 nucleotides long. RefSeq names its product carbonic anhydrase Xa (gene ca10a). Gene Ontology annotation, molecular function: carbonate dehydratase activity; zinc ion binding. NCBI's taxonomy places the organism in Eukaryota, Metazoa, Chordata, Actinopteri, Pleuronectiformes, Soleidae. The record is from RefSeq and is a predicted model, not a curated record. The annotation marks the transcript as partial. The transcript is spliced from 8 exons.